Messenger RNA from Dichotomopilus funicola, 759 nucleotides. RefSeq names its product Rpp20 subunit of nuclear RNase MRP and P-domain-containing protein. The coding region runs from base 1 to 759 and encodes 252 amino acids. Gene Ontology annotation, molecular function: RNA binding; ribonuclease MRP activity; ribonuclease P activity. Gene Ontology annotation, cellular component: ribonuclease MRP complex; nucleolar ribonuclease P complex. The transcript is spliced from 2 exons. Gene Ontology annotation, biological process: tRNA 5'-leader removal; intronic box C/D snoRNA processing; rRNA processing. NCBI's taxonomy places the organism in Eukaryota, Fungi, Ascomycota, Sordariomycetes, Sordariales, Chaetomiaceae. The record is from RefSeq and is a predicted model, not a curated record.
AUGGCCCCAACAACGCCAGCCGACAAUGGCGCCUCCCAGAACACCGCGCUCGUAAACAAGCCAGAUACCAAACUCCCACCAAUACCCAAUGGAUCCCGCAUCGUCAAACGUCCUCUCCCAGGCCCCUCUCCCUCCGCCUACCCACGCGCACGUCCACACACCCAACCCCAACCCCAAUCCCACCGACAACCCCCAAACAAACCCACAACAACAACAACAACAACAACAAAACCACCCACCACCGCAACCCUUCCCGCCUUACUCGCCACCGCCGACAGCGACGGCUACAUCCCCCCACCACGCGCCGCCCACACCGCUGUUCUGAAAGUCUCCUCCAGCGCCAGUUUCAUGAGUCUUGUCCGGCGAGCACGGAAAAUACUAGAUCGCCGGGCGACUGCUAUGACGAUGGGGUCGGGGCGAACCGGAGGGGCGAAGGGGUUACCGUCGCUUGCGGCGCGGGUUGCUGCGUUGGGGGGGAGUAAUGCUGCGAAUGGGAGUGGGAAUGGGGGUGGGCAUUCGGGGUUUGUCACGGAUGGGUUGGACGACGUGUUAUUUGUGGCGACGGGAAGGGCGAUUGAGAAGGCGGUGGAGUUGGCAUGUUUUUUUCAGAGGGAACGGGAGCUGAUUGUGCUGAUGAGGACACGGUCGGUGAAAGCUGUGGAUGAUGUGGUGGCGGCGGAUGAGGAGGCGGAUGUGGAGGAUGGGGUGAGGGUAAGGAAUCUCAGCUCUUUGGAAGUGGGCAUACGUUGGGCAUCUUGA